GCCUACUUUGUUAUAUUGAGCUUCGUGAAUACCGGAUUGUCUCCUAUUCUUUAAUUAUCUUCUACCUGAAUUCAUGGUGCAUGGUCCAAAGCACAAGGUUUAGAUCCUGUUCUUGUAAUCUAUUCUAGUUCACGCUGCUAAACUCACUUUAAUGUCAGACUGUAGUUGAUAGCAAAGUAGUUGGUCAAAAGUUUCGGUUAAGGUUGGAAGCUCUGUAAAGCAGCUGAGCUGACAUACAAGAGUAUGCAAAUAUAUGAGGAUUUGAAGUUCUUUGAGCAUUCAGUGUUUGUGUGGGGAGAGAUUUGGACAGAAGCCAGAAUGCAAGGAGGUUAUAUUCCACCUUGGAAAAUGGGUUCAUGGCAUGGGUCAGAAUUAGAGAAUGUGCAGGAAAAUGAUGAGCUCAAACUGGUUCCAUCGUUAUUACCAGCCAUACCUCAGCCACCAACACCACAUGAGCCUAUGGAGUUCUUAUCAAGGUCAUGGAGCCUCUCUGCUGCGGAGAUUUCAAAGGCUCUUAUGGAUAAACAAAAGCAAACUUUCCAUGAUAAGAAUCAAGCUACGUUGCCAGAAACUAUUUUGACACCUCCUCUAGUAAGAGGCAAGAACAUAUCUUCUGCUAAUUGUCCAAAGAUGGGUGCCAUUGGAAAAUGGUUUCAUCAGAAGCAGCAGCAGCAUGGGAAUGCUAACAUCACUGUGAAGAAGAAAGACCGGGAACGCGUAGAAAAUGCCCGUGUGCAUUCUGCUCUGUCCAUUGCUGGGCUAGCUUCAGCAUUGGCUGCUAUGGCUGCAGCAGAGAACUCUAGUGGCUCUCAUUCAAAGUUGAACUUUGCUCUGGCUUCCGCUACACAACUCUUGGCAUCCCAUUGCAUUGAAAUGGCUGAACUAGCCGGAGCUGAUCGUGGCCGUGUCACUUCUACCGUGAAGUCUGCGGUUGGUAUUAGAACCCCGGGUGAUCUAAUGACUCUUACAGCUGCAGCUGCAACAGCUUUGCGAGGAGAAGCAGCUAUGAGAGCAAGAUUGCCAAAUGAAGCAAAGAAGAAUGCAUCUAUAAGUCCACAUGAUAGGGGACUACCACAGUCUCCUCGGCUUAAAGGACAGAAAUGGUCACAUCAUCCACCAUAUGUAGGAGAUUUGUUACAGCUCACAAGAAAAGGAACAUUAAGAUGGAAGCAUGUUUCUGUUUACAUCAACAAGACAUUUCAGGUCAAGAUCAAGAUCAAAAGCAAACACAUUGGAGGAGCUUUCUCUAAAAAGCAUAAAUGUGUGGUUUAUGGAGUCUCUAAUAAAGAUGGUACUUGGCCAUUCAUAGAAGAAAAGGAAGCAUCUGAAGAGUUCUUCUACAUUGUCUUCAAAACUGCACAAGGUCUUCUGGAGUUUAAGUGCAAGAGUAAACUCCAGAGACAGAAAUGGAUUGAUGGGGUAGAAAGUCUACUUUGUCGAGUCAACUAUGUUGAAGCAACAGAGCACUCUCUAGAAUUUCUAAGUAUGAACACCAACAUAUGAUUGAUUUCGAUUGUGUUGUAUUAUGUUCUAUGUAUAUGUAUGAGUCAUGAAGAGGAGGACAUCAACAGUUUUGGCGAACACUUGUAUUCUUAUGCUGGCGAUACCACACAAAAGAAAAGAAUGAUGUUCACUUUAUUUAUUUUUGAAGAUCAUAAUGGGGUAUAUGUAAUUGAAUUUAUGUGAAGUUAUCUGGAGUGAAAGAUAACUGCUUUUCGA
Lotus japonicus is the source of this 1719-nucleotide messenger RNA. RefSeq names its product VAN3-binding protein-like. The transcript is spliced from 7 exons. Gene Ontology annotation, biological process: leaf vascular tissue pattern formation; auxin-activated signaling pathway; phloem or xylem histogenesis. Bases 244 to 1503 code for a protein of 419 amino acids. NCBI's taxonomy places the organism in Eukaryota, Viridiplantae, Streptophyta, Magnoliopsida, Fabales, Fabaceae. The record is from RefSeq and is a predicted model, not a curated record.